Molecule: messenger RNA, 16412 nt
Organism: Closterium sp. Naga37s-1
Lineage: Eukaryota; Viridiplantae; Streptophyta; Zygnematophyceae; Desmidiales; Closteriaceae
Source: the annotation of a GenBank genome assembly
AUGGAAGCUAUGAGGGAGAUAGAGGAGGAGGUGGGGGGGAGGAGCGGGGGGGGCGGGAACAGAAGGACCCGCGACCGCUGCGUGGAGUGCUUCAUUCGCCGCUCGCGCAAGACCGGCACGUUCACGCUGUUUCUGGGCGUGCCGCCGAAUUCGACGGAGAACGGCAAGUUCCUGCUCGCGGCGCGCAAGUGCGGCUGGCGGCCGUCAAGCCCGCUUUUUCUCUCGGCGCGGCGUCGCUGGCGCACGGCGGAAGCAGCAGCAGCAGCCGCAAGGUGCAUCCCCGCGGAGCCGCUUUUUCCGCCAACGGUUACCACCACUGUAACCACUGUAGCAAUCGGUGUGGUAACCACCAUUGUGGUUACAACUGUGGCAGCAGCAGCACGGGCAGCAGAGGGGCCGGCACCCCUGUCGCGUGUAACGGUAACUUGGGCAGCUUUAACGGUUCCAGCUGUAGCGGCGCCAGCUGUAGCAGGGGUAGCGACGGGACAGGAUUACUCGGCGCAGGUAUUACCAGCAGUAGUGGCAGCGGCAGCGCCAUUGGUGGUCGGGGCGAUUGUAACGGCGCAAAUGACGCUGACACGGCCACGUCAGCAGCGGCUCAGUGGGGGGAAGGGGGAGGCGGGGGGGAUUGUGAGUGAGUUUGAGUGGGGAGGGGGGGAGAGAGAGGAGGUGACUGUAGAAGAAGUGACUGAAGGGAGAGUGGGAGGGCGGGAGGAAGAGGGGAAGGGAGAGAGAGGGGAGGGGAAGAGAGUGGAGAGAGGGGAGGUAGAGAGGGAGGAGGGGACGGGAGAGGAGAGGAGGAAGAACGAGACCGAGGAGAGGCAAGAGAAGGAGGAGAGGGAGGAGGAGGAGAGAUUGCUGGUGAGGCUCACUGGGAGUGGAGAAGAGGAGGGGGAGGGCGAGAAGCAAGAAUGCACAGCAGCGGAGGAAGCAAGGGAAGCGAGGGAAGCAAGGUCACCACCCACAAUCUGCACAAGAGAGCCCUUGGUCUCGUUCCCAGAGAGUGGGGAAGAGAUGGGUGCGGGAGAGAGAAUGGGGAGCAGUGGUAAGGAGGAGAGCAAUGAGCAGCAGAGCAUGCGAGAGGAGGGUGUGGAAGCAGGGGGGCAGUGGGAGAAGAAGAGUCAAGAGGAGAGAAGUCCGGAGGACGGGAGUUUAGAGGAGGGGAAUCAGCAGGAGGAGUGUGGGGAUUGGCCGACAGACGGCGCGUGUGAGCAGCAGGAGAGCAGUGGAGAGGGAAGGAGUGAGCAGGAGGGCAAUCAGGGUUGGUUGCAAGGCGGAGGUUUCCAGUGCUGGUGCUUGAACUUCAGGGGGCGAGUGACAGUGGCUUCAGUGAAGAACUUCCAGCUGAUCGAGGGGGGCGGGCCGGGGAACGACUCUGACAAGCCGUGUUGGUGCCUCAACUUCCGUGGCCGCGUGACAGUAGCAUCAGUGAAGAAUUUUCAGCUGAUAGAGGGGGGCGGGCCGGGGAACGACUCGGACAAGCCGGUGCUGCUGCAGUUCGGGAAGAUUGACAAGGACGCUUUUACUAUGGACUACAGAUAUCCACUCACGGCCUUCCAGAUUGGCAAGGACACGUUCACCAUGGACUACAGAUACCCGCUUACUGCCUUCCAGCUCAUAGAGAGGAGCGGACCGGGGAACGACUCUGAUAAGCCAGUGCUGCUGCAGUGUGGGAAGAUUGGCAAGGACACUUUCACCAUGGAUAACAGAUACCCGCUUACUGACUCCAGGUGGGUAGUGAAGUGCUGUUUCAUGUGGUUAAAAAUCGGUGCUCUGCCAGUGCUGCUGCUGCAGUUUGGCAAGAUCGGCAAGGACACAUUCACCAUGGACUACAGAUACCCGCUCACGGCCUUCCAGGUGGGUAGUGCUGCGUGUUCAGGUGGUACUGGUGGUGCUGCUGUUGCUGGUGGUGCUGCUGCUGGUGGUGCUAGUUCAAAUGAGGCAACUGGGCAAGGCAAGAAGGGCGGUAAGGGGAAGAAGGGGCAGCAGGAGCAGCAGCACGUGAAGGAGCAGGAGAGUGACAGAAGGAGAGGUGCUUAUAAGGAGGGCAUGGCGAGGCUUCAGCAUGAUUCCCCACUGAUGGAAGCUAUGAGGGAGAUAGAGGAGGAGGUGGGGGGGAGGAGCGGGGGGGGCGGGAACAGAAGGACCCGCGACCGCUGCGUGGAGUGCUUCAUUCGCCGCUCGCGCAAGACCGGCACGUUCACGCUGUUUCUGGGCGUGCCGCCGAAUUCGACGGAGAACGGCAAGUUCCUGCUCGCGGCGCGCAAGUGCGGCUGGCGGCCGUCAAGCCCGCUUUUUCUCUCGGCGCGGCGUCGCUGGCGCACGGCGGAAGCAGCAGCAGCAGCCGCAAGGUGCAUCCCCGCGGAGCCGCUUUUUCCGCCAACGGUUACCACCACUGUAACCACUGUAGCAAUCGGUGUGGUAACCACCAUUGUGGUUACAACUGUGGCAGCAGCAGCACGGGCAGCAGAGGGGCCGGCACCCCUGUCGCGUGUAACGGUAACUUGGGCAGCUUUAACGGUUCCAGCUGUAGCGGCGCCAGCUGUAGCAGGGGUAGCGACGGGACAGGAUUACUCGGCGCAGGUAUUACCAGCAGUAGUGGCAGCGGCAGCGCCAUUGGUGGUCGGGGCGAUUGUAACGGCGCAAAUGACGCUGACACGGCCACGUCAGCAGCGGCUCAGUGGGGGGAAGGGGGAGGCGGGGGGGAUUGUGAGUGAGUUUGAGUGGGGAGGGGGGGAGAGAGAGGAGGUGACUGUAGAAGAAGUGACUGAAGGGAGAGUGGGAGGGCGGGAGGAAGAGGGGAAGGGAGAGAGAGGGGAGGGGAAGAGAGUGGAGAGAGGGGAGGUAGAGAGGGAGGAGGGGACGGGAGAGGAGAGGAGGAAGAACGAGACCGAGGAGAGGCAAGAGAAGGAGGAGAGGGAGGAGGAGGAGAGAUUGCUGGUGAGGCUCACUGGGAGUGGAGAAGAGGAGGGGGAGGGCGAGAAGCAAGAAUGCACAGCAGCGGAGGAAGCAAGGGAAGCGAGGGAAGCAAGGUCACCACCCACAAUCUGCACAAGAGAGCCCUUGGUCUCGUUCCCAGAGAGUGGGGAAGAGAUGGGUGCGGGAGAGAGAAUGGGGAGCAGUGGUAAGGAGGAGAGCAAUGAGCAGCAGAGCAUGCGAGAGGAGGGUGUGGAAGCAGGGGGGCAGUGGGAGAAGAAGAGUCAAGAGGAGAGCAGUCCGGAGGACGGGAGUUUAGAGGAGGGGAAUCAGCAGGAGGAGUGUGGGGAUUGGCCGACAGACGGCGCGUGUGAGCAGCAGGAGAGCAGUGGAGAGGGAAGGAGUGAGCAGGAGGGCAAUCAGGGUUGGUUGCAAGGCGGAGGUUUCCAGUGCUGGUGCUUGAACUUCAGGGGGCGAGUGACAGUGGCUUCAGUGAAGAACUUCCAGCUGAUCGAGGGGGGCGGGCCGGGGAACGACUCUGACAAGCCGUGUUGGUGCCUCAACUUCCGUGGCCGCGUGACAGUAGCAUCAGUGAAGAAUUUUCAGCUGAUAGAGGGGGGCGGGCCGGGGAACGACUCGGACAAGCCGGUGCUGCUGCAGUUCGGGAAGAUUGACAAGGACGCUUUUACUAUGGACUACAGAUAUCCACUCACGGCCUUCCAGAUUGGCAAGGACACGUUCACCAUGGACUACAGAUACCCGCUUACUGCCUUCCAGCUCAUAGAGAGGAGCGGACCGGGGAACGACUCUGAUAAGCCAGUGCUGCUGCAGUGUGGGAAGAUUGGCAAGGACACUUUCACCAUGGAUAACAGAUACCCGCUUACUGACUCCAGGUGGGUAGUGAAGUGCUGUUUCAUGUGGUUAAAAAUCGGUGCUCUGCCAGUGCUGCUGCUGCAGUUUGGCAAGAUCGGCAAGGACACAUUCACCAUGGACUACAGAUACCCGCUCACGGCCUUCCAGGUGGGUAGUGCUGCGUGUUCAGGUGGUACUGGUGGUGCUGCUGUUGCUGGUGGUGCUGCUGCUGGUGGUGCUAGUUCAAAUGAGGCAACUGGGCAAGGCAAGAAGGGCGGUAAGGGGAAGAAGGGGCAGCAGGAGCAGCAGCACGUGAAGGAGCAGGAGAGUGACAGAAGGAGAGGUGCUUAUAAGGAGGGCAUGGCGAGGCUUCAGCAUGAUUCCCCACUGAUGGAAGCUAUGAGGGAGAUAGAGGAGGAGGUGGGGGGGAGGAGCGGGGGGGGGCGGGAACAGAAGGACCCGCGACCGCUGCGUGGAGUGCUUCAUUCGCCGCUCGCGCAAGACCGGCACGUUCACGCUGUUUCUGGGCGUGCCGCCGAAUUCGACGGAGAACGGCAAGUUCCUGCUCGCGGCGCGCAAGUGCGGCUGGCGGCCGUCAAGCCCGCGUUUUCUCUCGGCGCGGCGUCGCUGGCGCACGGCGGAAGCAGCAGCAGCAGCCGCAAGGUGCAUCCCCGCGGAGCCGCUUUUUCCGCCAACGGUUACCACCACUGUAACCACUGUAGCAAUCGGUGUGGUAACCACCAUUGUGGUUACAACUGUGGCAGCAGCAGCACGGGCAGCAGAGGGGCCGGCACCCCUGUCGCGUGUAACGGUAACUUGGGCAGCUUUAACGGUUCCAGCUGUAGCGGCGCCAGCUGUAGCAGGGGUAGCGACGGGACAGGAUUACUCGGCGCAGGUAUUACCAGCAGUAGUGGCAGCGGCAGCGCCAUUGGUGGUCGGGGCGAUUGUAACGGCGCAAAUGACGCUGACACGGCCACGUCAGCAGCGGUAUCGUCAAGCCUCCGCGCACAUUCCCCGCUUCCGCCUUCCCCCCCUUGCUCGAAGCUUCCCUCUUCCGCGCUGUCUUCCGCCUCUCCCGCCGCCCGUUCUUGCGCAUACAGGCUCAGUGGGGGGAAGGGGGAGGGCGGGGGGAUUGUGAGUGAGUUUGAGUGGGGAGGGGGGGAGAGAGAGGAGGUGACUGUAGAAGAAGUGACUGAAGGGAGAGUGGGAGGGCGGGAGGAAGAGGGGAAGGGAGAGAGAGGGGAGGGGAAGGCAGAGAGUGGAGAGAGGGGAGGUAGAGAGGGAGGAGGGGACGGGAGAGGAGAGGAGGAAGAACGAGACCGAGGAGAGGCAAGAGAAGGAGGAGAGGGAGGAGGAGGAGAGAUUGCUGAGAGUGGGGAAGAGAUGGGUGCGGGAGAGAGAAUGGGGAGCAGUGGUAAGGAGGAGAGCAAUGAGCAGCAGAGCAUGCGAGAGGAGGGUGUGGAAGCAGGGGGGCAGUGGGAGAAGAAGAGUCAAGAGGAGAGCAGUGCGGAGGACGGGAGUUUAGAGGAGGGGAAUCAGCAGGAGGAGUGUGGGGAUUGGCCGACAGACGGCGCGUGUGAGCAGCAGGAGAGCAGUGGAGAGGGAAGGAGUGAGCAGGAGGGCAAUCAGGGUUGGUUGCAAGGCGGAGGUUUCCAGUGCUGGUGCUUGAACUUCAGGGGGCGAGUGACAGUGGCUUCAGUGAAGAACUUCCAGCUGAUCGAGGGGGGCGGGCCGGGGAACGACUCUGACAAGCCGUGUUGGUGCCUCAACUUCCGUGGCCGCGUGACAGUAGCAUCAGUGAAGAAUUUUCAGCUGAUAGAGGGGGGCGGGCCGGGGAACGACUCGGACAAGCCGGUGCUGCUGCAGUUCGGGAAGAUUGACAAGGACGCUUUUACUAUGGACUACAGAUAUCCACUCACGGCCUUCCAGAUUGGCAAGGACACGUUCACCAUGGACUACAGAUACCCGCUUACUGCCUUCCAGCUCAUAGAGAGGAGCGGACCGGGGAACGACUCUGAUAAGCCAGUGCUGCUGCAGUGUGGGAAGAUUGGCAAGGACACUUUCACCAUGGAUAACAGAUACCCGCUUACUGACUCCAGGUGGGUAGUGAAGUGCUGUUUCAUGUGGUUAAAAAUCGGUGCUCUGCCAGUGCUGCUGCUGCAGUUUGGCAAGAUCGGCAAGGACACAUUCACCAUGGACUACAGAUACCCGCUCACGGCCUUCCAGGUGGGUAGUGCUGCGUGUUCAGGUGGUACUGGUGGUGCUGCUGUUGCUGGUGGUGCUGCUGCUGGUGGUGCUAGUUCAAAUGAGGCAACUGGGCAAGGCAAGAAGGGCGGUAAGGGGAAGAAGGGGCAGCAGGAGCAGCAGCACGUGAAGGAGCAGGAGAGUGACAGAAGGAGAGGUGCUUAUAAGGAGGGCAUGGCGAGGCUUCAGCAUGAUUCCCCACUGAUGGAAGCUAUGAGGGAGAUAGAGGAGGAGGUGGGGGGGAGGAGCGGGGGGGGCGGGAACAGAAGGACCCGCGACCGCUGCGUGGAGUGCUUCAUUCGCCGCUCGCGCAAGACCGGCACGUUCACGCUGUUUCUGGGCGUGCCGCCGAAUUCGACGGAGAACGGCAAGUUCCUGCUCGCGGCGCGCAAGUGCGGCUGGCGGCCGUCAAGCCCGCGUUUUCUCUCGGCGCGGCGUCGCUGGCGCACGGCGGAAGCAGCAGCAGCAGCCGCAAGGUGCAUCCCCGCGGAGCCGCUUUUUCCGCCAACGGUUACCACCACUGUAACCACUGUAGCAAUCGGUGUGGUAACCACCAUUGUGGUUACAACUGUGGCAGCAGCAGCACGGGCAGCAGAGGGGCCGGCACCCCUGUCGCGUGUAACGGUAACUUGGGCAGCUUUAACGGUUCCAGCUGUAGCGGCGCCAGCUGUAGCAGGGGUAGCGACGGGACAGGAUUACUCGGCGCAGGUAUUACCAGCAGUAGUGGCAGCGGCAGCGCCAUUGGUGGUCGGGGCGAUUGUAACGGCGCAAAUGACGCUGACACGGCCACGUCAGCAGCGGCUCAGUGGGGGGAAGGGGGAGGCGGGGGGGAUUGUGAGUGAGUUUGAGUGGGGAGGGGGGGAGAGAGAGGAGGUGACUGUAGAAGAAGUGACUGAAGGGAGAGUGGGAGGGCGGGAGGAAGAGGGGAAGGGAGAGAGAGGGGAGGGGAAGAGAGUGGAGAGAGGGGAGGUAGAGAGGGAGGAGGGGACGGGAGAGGAGAGGAGGAAGAACGAGACCGAGGAGAGGCAAGAGAAGGAGGAGAGGGAGGAGGAGGAGAGAUUGCUGGUGAGGCUCACUGGGAGUGGAGAAGAGGAGGGGGAGGGCGAGAAGCAAGAAUGCACAGCAGCGGAGGAAGCAAGGGAAGCGAGGGAAGCAAGGUCACCACCCACAAUCUGCACAAGAGAGCCCUUGGUCUCGUUCCCAGAGAGUGGGGAAGAGAUGGGUGCGGGAGAGAGAAUGGGGAGCAGUGGUAAGGAGGAGAGCAAUGAGCAGCAGAGCAUGCGAGAGGAGGGUGUGGAAGCAGGGGGGCAGUGGGAGAAGAAGAGUCAAGAGGAGAGCAGUCCGGAGGACGGGAGUUUAGAGGAGGGGAAUCAGCAGGAGGAGUGUGGGGAUUGGCCGACAGACGGCGCGUGUGAGCAGCAGGAGAGCAGUGGAGAGGGAAGGAGUGAGCAGGAGGGCAAUCAGGGUUGGUUGCAAGGCGGAGGUUUCCAGUGCUGGUGCUUGAACUUCAGGGGGCGAGUGACAGUGGCUUCAGUGAAGAACUUCCAGCUGAUCGAGGGGGGCGGGCCGGGGAACGACUCUGACAAGCCGUGUUGGUGCCUCAACUUCCGUGGCCGCGUGACAGUAGCAUCAGUGAAGAAUUUUCAGCUGAUAGAGGGGGGCGGGCCGGGGAACGACUCGGACAAGCCGGUGCUGCUGCAGUUCGGGAAGAUUGACAAGGACGCUUUUACUAUGGACUACAGAUAUCCACUCACGGCCUUCCAGAUUGGCAAGGACACGUUCACCAUGGACUACAGAUACCCGCUUACUGCCUUCCAGCUCAUAGAGAGGAGCGGACCGGGGAACGACUCUGAUAAGCCAGUGCUGCUGCAGUGUGGGAAGAUUGGCAAGGACACUUUCACCAUGGAUAACAGAUACCCGCUUACUGACUCCAGGUGGGUAGUGAAGUGCUGUUUCAUGUGGUUAAAAAUCGGUGCUCUGCCAGUGCUGCUGCUGCAGUUUGGCAAGAUCGGCAAGGACACAUUCACCAUGGACUACAGAUACCCGCUCACGGCCUUCCAGGUGGGUAGUGCUGCGUGUUCAGGUGGUACUGGUGGUGCUGCUGUUGCUGGUGGUGCUGCUGCUGGUGGUGCUAGUUCAAAUGAGGCAACUGGGCAAGGCAAGAAGGGCGGUAAGGGGAAGAAGGGGCAGCAGGAGCAGCAGCACGUGAAGGAGCAGGAGAGUGACAGAAGGAGAGGUGCUUAUAAGGAGGGCAUGGCGAGGCUUCAGCAUGAUUCCCCACUGAUGGAAGCUAUGAGGGAGAUAGAGGAGGAGGUGGGGGGGAGGAGCGGGGGGGGCGGGAACAGAAGGACCCGCGACCGCUGCGUGGAGUGCUUCAUUCGCCGCUCGCGCAAGACCGGCACGUUCACGCUGUUUCUGGGCGUGCCGCCGAAUUCGACGGAGAACGGCAAGUUCCUGCUCGCGGCGCGCAAGUGCGGCUGGCGGCCGUCAAGCCCGCGUUUUCUCUCGGCGCGGCGUCGCUGGCGCACGGCGGAAGCAGCAGCAGCAGCCGCAAGGUGCAUCCCCGCGGAGCCGCUUUUUCCGCCAACGGUUACCACCACUGUAACCACUGUAGCAAUCGGUGUGGUAACCACCAUUGUGGUUACAACUGUGGCAGCAGCAGCACGGGCAGCAGAGGGGCCGGCACCCCUGUCGCGUGUAACGGUAACUUGGGCAGCUUUAACGGUUCCAGCUGUAGCGGCGCCAGCUGUAGCAGGGGUAGCGACGGGACAGGAUUACUCGGCGCAGGUAUUACCAGCAGUAGUGGCAGCGGCAGCGCCAUUGGUGGUCGGGGCGAUUGUAACGGCGCAAAUGACGCUGACACGGCCACGUCAGCAGCGGCUCAGUGGGGGGAAGGGGGAGGCGGGGGGGAUUGUGAGUGAGUUUGAGUGGGGAGGGGGGGAGAGAGAGGAGGUGACUGUAGAAGAAGUGACUGAAGGGAGAGUGGGAGGGCGGGAGGAAGAGGGGAAGGGAGAGAGAGGGGAGGGGAAGAGAGUGGAGAGAGGGGAGGUAGAGAGGGAGGAGGGGACGGGAGAGGAGAGGAGGAAGAACGAGACCGAGGAGAGGCAAGAGAAGGAGGAGAGGGAGGAGGAGGAGAGAUUGCUGGUGAGGCUCACUGGGAGUGGAGAAGAGGAGGGGGAGGGCGAGAAGCAAGAAUGCACAGCAGCGGAGGAAGCAAGGGAAGCGAGGGAAGCAAGGUCACCACCCACAAUCUGCACAAGAGAGCCCUUGGUCUCGUUCCCAGAGAGUGGGGAAGAGAUGGGUGCGGGAGAGAGAAUGGGGAGCAGUGGUAAGGAGGAGAGCAAUGAGCAGCAGAGCAUGCGAGAGGAGGGUGUGGAAGCAGGGGGGCAGUGGGAGAAGAAGAGUCAAGAGGAGAGCAGUCCGGAGGACGGGAGUUUAGAGGAGGGGAAUCAGCAGGAGGAGUGUGGGGAUUGGCCGACAGACGGCGCGUGUGAGCAGCAGGAGAGCAGUGGAGAGGGAAGGAGUGAGCAGGAGGGCAAUCAGGGUUGGUUGCAAGGCGGAGGUUUCCAGUGCUGGUGCUUGAACUUCAGGGGGCGAGUGACAGUGGCUUCAGUGAAGAACUUCCAGCUGAUCGAGGGGGGCGGGCCGGGGAACGACUCUGACAAGCCGUGUUGGUGCCUCAACUUCCGUGGCCGCGUGACAGUAGCAUCAGUGAAGAAUUUUCAGCUGAUAGAGGGGGGCGGGCCGGGGAACGACUCGGACAAGCCGGUGCUGCUGCAGUUCGGGAAGAUUGACAAGGACGCUUUUACUAUGGACUACAGAUAUCCACUCACGGCCUUCCAGAUUGGCAAGGACACGUUCACCAUGGACUACAGAUACCCGCUUACUGCCUUCCAGCUCAUAGAGAGGAGCGGACCGGGGAACGACUCUGAUAAGCCAGUGCUGCUGCAGUGUGGGAAGAUUGGCAAGGACACUUUCACCAUGGAUAACAGAUACCCGCUUACUGACUCCAGGUGGGUAGUGAAGUGCUGUUUCAUGUGGUUAAAAAUCGGUGCUCUGCCAGUGCUGCUGCUGCAGUUUGGCAAGAUCGGCAAGGACACAUUCACCAUGGACUACAGAUACCCGCUCACGGCCUUCCAGGUGGGUAGUGCUGCGUGUUCAGGUGGUACUGGUGGUGCUGCUGUUGCUGGUGGUGCUGCUGCUGGUGGUGCUAGUUCAAAUGAGGCAACUGGGCAAGGCAAGAAGGGCGGUAAGGGGAAGAAGGGGCAGCAGGAGCAGCAGCACGUGAAGGAGCAGGAGAGUGACAGAAGGAGAGGUGCUUAUAAGGAGGGCAUGGCGAGGCUUCAGCAUGAUUCCCCACUGAUGGAAGCUAUGAGGGAGAUAGAGGAGGAGGUGGGGGGGAGGAGCGGGGGGGGCGGGAACAGAAGGACCCGCGACCGCUGCGUGGAGUGCUUCAUUCGCCGCUCGCGCAAGACCGGCACGUUCACGCUGUUUCUGGGCGUGCCGCCGAAUUCGACGGAGAACGGCAAGUUCCUGCUCGCGGCGCGCAAGUGCGGCUGGCGGCCGUCAAGCCCGCGUUUUCUCUCGGCGCGGCGUCGCUGGCGCACGGCGGAAGCAGCAGCAGCAGCCGCAAGGUGCAUCCCCGCGGAGCCGCUUUUUCCGCCAACGGUUACCACCACUGUAACCACUGUAGCAAUCGGUGUGGUAACCACCAUUGUGGUUACAACUGUGGCAGCAGCAGCACGGGCAGCAGAGGGGCCGGCACCCCUGUCGCGUGUAACGGUAACUUGGGCAGCUUUAACGGUUCCAGCUGUAGCGGCGCCAGCUGUAGCAGGGGUAGCGACGGGACAGGAUUACUCGGCGCAGGUAUUACCAGCAGUAGUGGCAGCGGCAGCGCCAUUGGUGGUCGGGGCGAUUGUAACGGCGCAAAUGACGCUGACACGGCCACGUCAGCAGCGGCUCAGUGGGGGGAAGGGGGAGGCGGGGGGGAUUGUGAGUGAGUUUGAGUGGGGAGGGGGGGAGAGAGAGGAGGUGACUGUAGAAGAAGUGACUGAAGGGAGAGUGGGAGGGCGGGAGGAAGAGGGGAAGGGAGAGAGAGGGGAGGGGAAGAGAGUGGAGAGAGGGGAGGUAGAGAGGGAGGAGGGGACGGGAGAGGAGAGGAGGAAGAACGAGACCGAGGAGAGGCAAGAGAAGGAGGAGAGGGAGGAGGAGGAGAGAUUGCUGGUGAGGCUCACUGGGAGUGGAGAAGAGGAGGGGGAGGGCGAGAAGCAAGAAUGCACAGCAGCGGAGGAAGCAAGGGAAGCGAGGGAAGCAAGGUCACCACCCACAAUCUGCACAAGAGAGCCCUUGGUCUCGUUCCCAGAGAGUGGGGAAGAGAUGGGUGCGGGAGAGAGAAUGGGGAGCAGUGGUAAGGAGGAGAGCAAUGAGCAGCAGAGCAUGCGAGAGGAGGGUGUGGAAGCAGGGGGGCAGUGGGAGAAGAAGAGUCAAGAGGAGAGCAGUCCGGAGGACGGGAGUUUAGAGGAGGGGAAUCAGCAGGAGGAGUGUGGGGAUUGGCCGACAGACGGCGCGUGUGAGCAGCAGGAGAGCAGUGGAGAGGGAAGGAGUGAGCAGGAGGGCAAUCAGGGUUGGUUGCAAGGCGGAGGUUUCCAGUGCUGGUGCUUGAACUUCAGGGGGCGAGUGACAGUGGCUUCAGUGAAGAACUUCCAGCUGAUCGAGGGGGGCGGGCCGGGGAACGACUCUGACAAGCCGUGUUGGUGCCUCAACUUCCGUGGCCGCGUGACAGUAGCAUCAGUGAAGAAUUUUCAGCUGAUAGAGGGGGGCGGGCCGGGGAACGACUCGGACAAGCCGGUGCUGCUGCAGUUCGGGAAGAUUGACAAGGACGCUUUUACUAUGGACUACAGAUAUCCACUCACGGCCUUCCAGAUUGGCAAGGACACGUUCACCAUGGACUACAGAUACCCGCUUACUGCCUUCCAGCUCAUAGAGAGGAGCGGACCGGGGAACGACUCUGAUAAGCCAGUGCUGCUGCAGUGUGGGAAGAUUGGCAAGGACACUUUCACCAUGGAUAACAGAUACCCGCUUACUGACUCCAGGUGGGUAGUGAAGUGCUGUUUCAUGUGGUUAAAAAUCGGUGCUCUGCCAGUGCUGCUGCUGCAGUUUGGCAAGAUCGGCAAGGACACAUUCACCAUGGACUACAGAUACCCGCUCACGGCCUUCCAGGUGGGUAGUGCUGCGUGUUCAGGUGGUACUGGUGGUGCUGCUGUUGCUGGUGGUGCUGCUGCUGGUGGUGCUAGUUCAAAUGAGGCAACUGGGCAAGGCAAGAAGGGCGGUAAGGGGAAGAAGGGGCAGCAGGAGCAGCAGCACGUGAAGGAGCAGGAGAGUGACAGAAGGAGAGGUGCUUAUAAGGAGGGCAUGGCGAGGCUUCAGCAUGAUUCCCCACUGAUGGAAGCUAUGAGGGAGAUAGAGGAGGAGGUGGGGGGGAGGAGCGGGGGGGGCGGGAACAGAAGGACCCGCGACCGCUGCGUGGAGUGCUUCAUUCGCCGCUCGCGCAAGACCGGCACGUUCACGCUGUUUCUGGGCGUGCCGCCGAAUUCGACGGAGAACGGCAAGUUCCUGCUCGCGGCGCGCAAGUGCGGCUGGCGGCCGUCAAGCCCGCGUUUUCUCUCGGCGCGGCGUCGCUGGCGCACGGCGGAAGCAGCAGCAGCAGCCGCAAGGUGCAUCCCCGCGGAGCCGCUUUUUCCGCCAACGGUUACCACCACUGUAACCACUGUAGCAAUCGGUGUGGUAACCACCAUUGUGGUUACAACUGUGGCAGCAGCAGCACGGGCAGCAGAGGGGCCGGCACCCCUGUCGCGUGUAACGGUAACUUGGGCAGCUUUAACGGUUCCAGCUGUAGCGGCGCCAGCUGUAGCAGGGGUAGCGACGGGACAGGAUUACUCGGCGCAGGUAUUACCAGCAGUAGUGGCAGCGGCAGCGCCAUUGGUGGUCGGGGCGAUUGUAACGGCGCAAAUGACGCUGACACGGCCACGUCAGCAGCGGCUCAGUGGGGGGAAGGGGGAGGCGGGGGGGAUUGUGAGUGAGUUUGAGUGGGGAGGGGGGGAGAGAGAGGAGGUGACUGUAGAAGAAGUGACUGAAGGGAGAGUGGGAGGGCGGGAGGAAGAGGGGAAGGGAGAGAGAGGGGAGGGGAAGAGAGUGGAGAGAGGGGAGGUAGAGAGGGAGGAGGGGACGGGAGAGGAGAGGAGGAAGAACGAGACCGAGGAGAGGCAAGAGAAGGAGGAGAGGGAGGAGGAGGAGAGAUUGCUGGUGAGGCUCACUGGGAGUGGAGAAGAGGAGGGGGAGGGCGAGAAGCAAGAAUGCACAGCAGCGGAGGAAGCAAGGGAAGCGAGGGAAGCAAGGUCACCACCCACAAUCUGCACAAGAGAGCCCUUGGUCUCGUUCCCAGAGAGUGGGGAAGAGAUGGGUGCGGGAGAGAGAAUGGGGAGCAGUGGUAAGGAGGAGAGCAAUGAGCAGCAGAGCAUGCGAGAGGAGGGUGUGGAAGCAGGGGGGCAGUGGGAGAAGAAGAGUCAAGAGGAGAGCAGUCCGGAGGACGGGAGUUUAGAGGAGGGGAAUCAGCAGGAGGAGUGUGGGGAUUGGCCGACAGACGGCGCGUGUGAGCAGCAGGAGAGCAGUGGAGAGGGAAGGAGUGAGCAGGAGGGCAAUCAGGGUUGGUUGCAAGGCGGAGGUUUCCAGUGCUGGUGCUUGAACUUCAGGGGGCGAGUGACAGUGGCUUCAGUGAAGAACUUCCAGCUGAUCGAGGGGGGCGGGCCGGGGAACGACUCUGACAAGCCGUGUUGGUGCCUCAACUUCCGUGGCCGCGUGACAGUAGCAUCAGUGAAGAAUUUUCAGCUGAUAGAGGGGGGCGGGCCGGGGAACGACUCGGACAAGCCGGUGCUGCUGCAGUUCGGGAAGAUUGACAAGGACGCUUUUACUAUGGACUACAGAUAUCCACUCACGGCCUUCCAGAUUGGCAAGGACACGUUCACCAUGGACUACAGAUACCCGCUUACUGCCUUCCAGCUCAUAGAGAGGAGCGGACCGGGGAACGACUCUGAUAAGCCAGUGCUGCUGCAGUGUGGGAAGAUUGGCAAGGACACUUUCACCAUGGAUAACAGAUACCCGCUUACUGACUCCAGGUGGGUAGUGAAGUGCUGUUUCAUGUGGUUAAAAAUCGGUGCUCUGCCAGUGCUGCUGCUGCAGUUUGGCAAGAUCGGCAAGGACACAUUCACCAUGGACUACAGAUACCCGCUCACGGCCUUCCAGGUGGGUAGUGCUGCGUGUUCAGGUGGUACUGGUGGUGCUGCUGUUGCUGGUGGUGCUGCUGCUGGUGGUGCUAGUUCAAAUGAGGCAACUGGGCAAGGCAAGAAGGGCGGUAAGGGGAAGAAGGGGCAGCAGGAGCAGCAGCACGUGAAGGAGCAGGAGAGUGACAGAAGGAGAGGUGCUUAUAAGGAGGGCAUGGCGAGGCUUCAGCAUGAUUCCCCACUGAUGGAAGCUAUGAGGGAGAUAGAGGAGGAGGUGGGGGGGAGGAGCGGGGGGGGCGGGAACAGAAGGACCCGCGACCGCUGCGUGGAGUGCUUCAUUCGCCGCUCGCGCAAGACCGGCACGUUCACGCUGUUUCUGGGCGUGCCGCCGAAUUCGACGGAGAACGGCAAGUUCCUGCUCGCGGCGCGCAAGUGCGGCUGGCGGCCGUCAAGCCCGCGUUUUCUCUCGGCGCGGCGUCGCUGGCGCACGGCGGAAGCAGCAGCAGCAGCCGCAAGGUGCAUCCCCGCGGAGCCGCUUUUUCCGCCAACGGUUACCACCACUGUAACCACUGUAGCAAUCGGUGUGGUAACCACCAUUGUGGUUACAACUGUGGCAGCAGCAGCACGGGCAGCAGAGGGGCCGGCACCCCUGUCGCGUGUAACGGUAACUUGGGCAGCUUUAACGGUUCCAGCUGUAGCGGCGCCAGCUGUAGCAGGGGUAGCGACGGGACAGGAUUACUCGGCGCAGGUAUUACCAGCAGUAGUGGCAGCGGCAGCGCCAUUGGUGGUCGGGGCGAUUGUAACGGCGCAAAUGACGCUGACACGGCCACGUCAGCAGCGGCUCAGUGGGGGGAAGGGGGAGGCGGGGGGGAUUGUGAGUGAGUUUGAGUGGGGAGGGGGGGAGAGAGAGGAGGUGACUGUAGAAGAAGUGACUGAAGGGAGAGUGGGAGGGCGGGAGGAAGAGGGGAAGGGAGAGAGAGGGGAGGGGAAGAGAGUGGAGAGAGGGGAGGUAGAGAGGGAGGAGGGGACGGGAGAGGAGAGGAGGAAGAACGAGACCGAGGAGAGGCAAGAGAAGGAGGAGAGGGAGGAGGAGGAGAGAUUGCUGGUGAGGCUCACUGGGAGUGGAGAAGAGGAGGGGGAGGGCGAGAAGCAAGAAUGCACAGCAGCGGAGGAAGCAAGGGAAGCGAGGGAAGCAAGGUCACCACCCACAAUCUGCACAAGAGAGCCCUUGGUCUCGUUCCCAGAGAGUGGGGAAGAGAUGGGUGCGGGAGAGAGAAUGGGGAGCAGUGGUAAGGAGGAGAGCAAUGAGCAGCAGAGCAUGCGAGAGGAGGGUGUGGAAGCAGGGGGGCAGUGGGAGAAGAAGAGUCAAGAGGAGAGCAGUCCGGAGGACGGGAGUUUAGAGGAGGGGAAUCAGCAGGAGGAGUGUGGGGAUUGGCCGACAGACGGCGCGUGUGAGCAGCAGGAGAGCAGUGGAGAGGGAAGGAGUGAGCAGGAGGGCAAUCAGGGUUGGUUGCAAGGCGGAGGUUUCCAGUGCUGGUGCUUGAACUUCAGGGGGCGAGUGACAGUGGCUUCAGUGAAGAACUUCCAGCUGAUCGAGGGGGGCGGGCCGGGGAACGACUCUGACAAGCCGUGUUGGUGCCUCAACUUCCGUGGCCGCGUGACAGUAGCAUCAGUGAAGAAUUUUCAGCUGAUAGAGGGGGGCGGGCCGGGGAACGACUCGGACAAGCCGGUGCUGCUGCAGUUCGGGAAGAUUGACAAGGACGCUUUUACUAUGGACUACAGAUAUCCACUCACGGCCUUCCAGAUUGGCAAGGACACGUUCACCAUGGACUACAGAUACCCGCUUACUGCCUUCCAGCUCAUAGAGAGGAGCGGACCGGGGAACGACUCUGAUAAGCCAGUGCUGCUGCAGUGUGGGAAGAUUGGCAAGGACACUUUCACCAUGGAUAACAGAUACCCGCUUACUGACUCCAGGUGGGUAGUGAAGUGCUGUUUCAUGUGGUUAAAAAUCGGUGCUCUGCCAGUGCUGCUGCUGCAGUUUGGCAAGAUCGGCAAGGACACAUUCACCAUGGACUACAGAUACCCGCUCACGGCCUUCCAGGUGGGUAGUGCUGCGUGUUCAGG